UUGUUCUAAAAUAAAGUUUGAUACUGUAGACAAAACAAAUUUAAAUGCUUCUUUUACUAUCGAAAAUUUCAAUAAUCAAUCUAAAAAGAAACGAAGAUCAUCCAGCAUUUUGUUGUUAGAUGCAUCUAAUUCGAUGACAAGCUUAAACAACACCUUUGAUAAAUCUGACAAACAAAAUGAUACCAAAUCAAUAAAUGUGACAUUCGAAAAAGAAAAACUAAACGGGACAUAUGACUUAGAAGACAAAAAUUCAUUAAAACCCAAUAAUAAAACAUUUGACAAUACAAACGAUUCACAUAUCAGUAUUAACAGCGAGGACUCUAAAACAGAAAAUUUAAUAAAUAUUACCGCAGAGUUAGUAGAGAGCAGCAACGACGAAAUAUCUUUUAGAAACUCACCAGUAAUGGGAACUAAAAAUUUAGAAUUACCGUUAACACCAUUCAAACGAGAAGGUACUUAUACAAAGGAGAGUCCACCUUACGCUGAGAAAUCAAAUACACCUGACACAAUAUCUAUAGACUCUGGAAAUACAAGAAGUGAUACAUCAUGUAGGACUCCAGAUAGACGUAAAACAUUACAAUCACCAGGUCAUACGCCAUUCGUAAUCAAUAAAGAGAAUAAAACAGUUUUUAACGUAACACGUUCUAUAGAGAAAUCUUUACGAAGGUCUUCAUCUAUGGAGCCAGCGCCCCGGGCAACCAAGGUGAUGUUCUGCAGCCCCACUAACCAGGCCACCGUCAGCUCACAGAUCAAACGGAAGGUGAUUAAAUCAAACAUGAAAGGAUCAAACAAAAGUUUUAUUUUUGAUAGCAGCAUGUCCGAACUCAACCGUUCUGGUCGUAAGCGAUCGUACACGCAGAAUGAUGCGGAGGAGGUGCGCAGCAAGAGAUCUAAACUAGAGGAUGAGAAGAAGUCGGUUGAUAGACUGUCACGUCCCAGGACAUUGAGUGCUACAGUGAAAACUUCAGAACCAGCAACACCAUCAAAGAAACCUGCAAAAACAAAGCCGGAGAACAAAGUAACCCGGACUAAACUACCAAACUUCACUGCGUUACAUCAGAAGCAGUUUGACAAGAUGGAGUCCCUGGACCAGUGCCAGGAGAGGAAGGCGAAGCGCGCGAAGCAACUGCUCACUCCCACUGGAACUGUCAAUAUGCUGGAGAGAACAAGUCCUAAAGAAAAAGACACAGACUCACUUUCAAAUGCUACAAAAGAGAAGCCAAAACCGAGCACACCUUCAAGAAAAUCCAAAACUUUAAAUCUUACAUCAUUAAACCCUGGAUACACGAGAUUUGGAUUCAAAUUGAACACAAGCGUGAAUCCAUUCAGUGUACCCAGUAAAGAAGAAGGUAAAGCGAACGAGAGUAAACUUCUUCCUUCUAGAACGGGCGCUACUUCUUCUAGAAAGGAAGCAGCGAAGCAGACGGUGAUGAGGGAGAAAUCUUUCACAGAACGGAACAGCGCUAAGAGGAAUGACAGCAGAACUUUUAUUAAGGGAGUCAGAACUAACAGGAGGUUCCAAUUGCAGAUGCAAAUGAGAAAUGUCAAUAUGAACUGAAAAUAUUAAACUGUUCAGUUUUCAGGAUAUAAUGCUAACUUAGAAUUCUAAGUUCAUUUACUUAGAUAUGAAAUCUUUGAGUUUUUGGUACUAAUUAAAGUGGAGAAUGAAGUUAAUACGAACUCGGUUAUAGAAACCGUAUAAUCGAAUGGAAUUUGAAAUUAAAAUAAAUGCAUUUGUUUUAAUUUCAAAACAAUUUUAAAUUUUUUAACGCUGUUUGUGAAAAUUGUUCAAAUACCAUAACUUAUAGAGAAAAUGAUUGACAUUUUCUUUAUUGAUUCUGUCUUUUGCCGCCAAAUUGAUAUUAAA
Papilio polytes (common Mormon) is the source of this 1867-nucleotide messenger RNA. RefSeq lists its product as uncharacterized. NCBI's taxonomy places the organism in Eukaryota, Metazoa, Arthropoda, Insecta, Lepidoptera, Papilionidae. The transcript has 4 exons. Gene Ontology annotation, cellular component: microtubule; spindle. Bases 134 to 1558 code for a protein of 474 amino acids. Gene Ontology annotation, biological process: establishment of mitotic spindle localization; mitotic cytokinesis. The record is from RefSeq and is a predicted model, not a curated record.